GAUUUUUCAGGGGAGCUUCCGAUUAUAUACGAGGUGGUGGCUUUUUGCUGAAAUUUCGAAACUUUGUUUCUUCAAUCUUGAUGCUAGCAAGGGGUUUUCGAUAACAAUCAAUAUGAGACAAAGAAAUAUGAUGACUGGUUUAGACAUGGAGCAGGAUUCUCAAAGCUUUGUUCCCUAUCCUGAACCUUGCAUCGGAACUAACUAUCUGUAUCCAGAUUUCCCACCCGUGAACACUGUUCCUCAUUUAGAAGCGCAUUCUCUGCAAGAACCUUAUGACAACAACUCAAUGUUCUACGGGCCUCCACAGUACCAUCAUCAACGUGCUUCAAAUCUUGGUUCUGGCAUGUCAACCGCACCAAAUUUCUAUGUCCCUUAUGUGAAUCAUGAAGCUCCACCGAGUUAUCUGUUGUCUCAUGGAAGUCAUGGUGCAGUUGUUGGAGUUACGUCCACUGAACAGGAAAGAAAUGCCCAUUUUAUGGAUCACGGAUACAAAAGAAAGAGUUCUGAAGUAAUGCCUGGAAAUUAUCAGUAUCCAGUUGCUCCGUGUCCUUUCCCUCAAUUGAAUACACCGGAGACAGCACCUAUCUCAUUCCCACAGUUUGGUACUUAUCCACAACCACAAGAUCAGAGAAGUGUGAGGAACAGAGCAGGAGCAGCUACUAUGGAUCCAGUUCUCUCUCAUGGUCAUAACAACUUCAGUCUUGGAAACUAUCCAGCUCAAGGAAACUAUGCAGCUCAUCCUUUUCCACCUCCUGGCUCAAUCUGGUAUGACCAACACUGUAAUGGCAACAGAUCUGAUGGAUCAUCUUCGCUUUGGUCUCAAGCACCCGCUGUACCUUAUAUGCCUGGUAACGUUGCUACUGGAUCUAUAGACUCUGGUAAUGUCUGCUUCCCAAGAUACCAUGAAACAUCUAGUAGCAGAAACCCCACACCAUCUGUAUACCAAAGGAACCACUAUAUUAGCCAUCACCCAGUACUUCCUCCUCCCAUUGUAUACCCUCACAUGCCUUCAGCCUCAUACGCUGAGACUCUGCAUCCUGCUUCAUACAGUCAUGUGGGACAGAAUCAAUCAACCGGGUUCAGGGUAAACCAAUAUCCCGGAGAAGAUUUUGUACCUGCAGCAAUUUUAAGACACCGUGAAUUGAAUCACCUUAGAGCAAUGCCCGCGAAUGAAGUUGCACUGUGGGAGGUAGGAGACUUCUACGAUGCUGUUAAUUAUGUCGAUCAUCAUCAAGACAUGCGCUUAGAUAUAGAGGAUAUGUCAUAUGAGGAGCUUCUUGCUUUGAGCGACCAGAUUGGAACUGUGAAGACUGGCUUGUCAGAAGAAGAUGUUAAAGAUCUUCUGAAAAGAAGAACCUCGUUAUCGACCAGAAUCAACCCGGAAGAAGGUCCAUCUACCGAUCAAGAAACUGAUUCUUGCACGAUAUGCCAGGAAAACUACAAGAACCAAGAUAAGAUCGCAACGCUGGAUUGCAUGCACAAAUACCAUGCAGAAUGCUUGGAGAAGUGGUUGGUUAUCAAGAACGUUUGCCCAAUCUGUAAAUCAGAGGCACUGGUCAUGGAGAAGAAGAAGAAGCUACGGUUAAGUAGUAGAGGAGAAGAGGUUGCAGCUGAUUCAACCUAAGAGAAGGUUAUCACCGAUGGUUUUUAAGACGUUUUUUAUCUAUUGGUUUUAUAAGAGAGAAACAGAGUCAGGGUAUGUUUCAGCCCCAAAUUCUGUAAAUUUGUACUUUUGUGCACAUAAAAGUGACAGUCUAAA
Messenger RNA from Arabidopsis arenosa, 1759 nucleotides. NCBI's taxonomy places the organism in Eukaryota, Viridiplantae, Streptophyta, Magnoliopsida, Brassicales, Brassicaceae. The record is from the annotation of a GenBank genome assembly.